CUCGCGACAAACAUUCGAGCCUCCAACCUCCGCCCGCGCUGUCUUUCGUGCACCCUUCCCAGACGAGCGCAGGCCGAAUGCUGUGUGCGUGACAGGCACCGGCUGCCAUUGUAACGCCCUCAGCGCAACGAAUCUGACACCAUGUCCUUCCUCUUUGGAAAGAAGAACAAGCAGCAGCAGCAGCAGCCCGGCGCACUGCCAGCGGCAACUAGAGAGAUCUCCUCCUCGCAUGGCCAGGGACCACCGCCAGCCGCUAUCAAUGGAGCAGGCAUUCGCGAUGUCGACAAGAGCCGUGGAGGAUCGCAAACACACACCCCGACGCCGGGAGGCAGUGGGAACAACUCACUCAGCUCGCUCGGAAACGCCCCAACACCCGAGCCUAAGGCGCUGCGAGAGAGGGUAGACCCCAAUGCUCAGAACACCAACGGCAAAAUCGCCGGCAACUCGCCAGACUCUCCCUACCCUUGGUCGUCCCGUCGACUGAACUUCACCGCAGGCAAUCCCUUUCCUCGCUACGGUGCCGCAAUCAACUCUACAGCCUCGAAAGAUGGAACCAUCUACCUUAUGGGAGGGCUUGUGGGCGGCGCAACAGUCAAGGGCGACUUGUGGCUGACUGAAAUGGGCAACGGGAGCAUGGCAUGUUAUCCCAUUUCCACCACUGGAGAUGGCCCCGGGCCCCGCGUAGGCCAUGCCAGUCUGCUCGUGGGUAAUGCAUUUAUCGUAUUUGGUGGUGACACCAAACUAGCCGACAAUGACGACCUGGAUGAUACACUAUAUCUCUUGAAUACAUGUCUGUUCGCCCUUGUCUUGUACCUCAUCCUUGCUAAUAGUGUGCAGCAACGAAGCACUGGUCACGCGCACUACCCCAAGGUCCACGUCCCACAGGCCGUUACGGCCAUACUCUGAAUAUCCUAGGCUCUAAGAUCUACAUUUUUGGUGGACAAGUAGAAGGCUUCUUCUUCAACGACCUGGUAGCUUUCGAUUUGAACUCGUUGCAAUCUUCCGCCAGUCGGUGGGAGGUGCUGCUGCCAAACACAAAGGAUCAGGUUUCUCCGCAACAAGGCAGGUCGCCGCCAGCACGCACAA
This is a messenger RNA of Cucurbitaria berberidis CBS 394.84, 1086 nucleotides long. RefSeq lists its product as uncharacterized. The transcript is spliced from 2 exons. Gene Ontology annotation, biological process: regulation of cell shape. Gene Ontology annotation, molecular function: protein binding. The record is from RefSeq and is a predicted model, not a curated record. Lineage: Eukaryota; Fungi; Ascomycota; Dothideomycetes; Pleosporales; Cucurbitariaceae. Bases 142 to 906 code for a protein of 254 amino acids.